AUGAAUGCUAAAGCUUCUGCUUCAUUUGAACGACUGAAUCCGCAUAAAAUUUUCAUUUUGGAAAAACGAAUUAAGAAGAAAGUUAAAGUCCGUCGACAGCCGUUGGAGAAUUUUCUAAAGAGGAGAAUUGUCAAAAGCGACUUGAAGAAUUUGAAAUAUUCGCAGUUCGAGCCACUCUAUGAAUUGUGGUGUGACUAUUUUAGCACCUUAGUUGAUGGAUCCGGUGGUCAAUUGGAUGCUCGAGUGCUGAAGGCCGAUUAUCAUGGAUGCCUGCUGAUGGUCGCUGAAGCUGCUAAUCCAUCGCAGGUUGGAAUUUGUGGCAUUGUAACUCGUGAAACUAGACAAACUUUCAUGCUGAUUACAAAACAAGAUCGUUUGCUAACUAUUCCAAAGCAAGAUACCAUAUUUCAAUUUGCACUAGAAGGCAAAAUAUAUAUUUUAUUCGGUAACGCAUUCAGAUUUCAACCGUCAUUGCGAGCAAAAAAAAUAUUAAGAAGUCGUUCCUCAAUUCCAUUCUUUCUGAAAUAA
Molecule: messenger RNA, 528 nt
Organism: Cercopithifilaria johnstoni
Lineage: Eukaryota; Metazoa; Nematoda; Chromadorea; Rhabditida; Onchocercidae
Source: the annotation of a GenBank genome assembly